Molecule: messenger RNA, 690 nt
Organism: Prunus armeniaca (apricot)
Lineage: Eukaryota; Viridiplantae; Streptophyta; Magnoliopsida; Rosales; Rosaceae
Source: the annotation of a GenBank genome assembly
AUGGGGAAAGUAUCACUUAAAGGAGUAGUAAAUGAUGAGUUACUGGAUAUAGACACAGAUGGUGAGCUGUUAAGUUUGUGUGAUAAGGUACCACUUUCUUAUGAGACAGUGGUGCUAAUUUAUGUACAACACAUUGAAGAAGAAGGUGUUAUAGUGAAUGAGGAUUGUGAAGAGGUAGGUGUGGCUUUGAAUAAGGAUAGUGAAGAGGAAGGUCUGGCAUUGAAUGAGGAUAGUGAAGAGGAAGAUGCGGCUUUGAAUGAGGAUAUUGGGCCUGUUACUGAUGAAAAUGGGGCUUUCACUUUCCAAAAUAGACCACUGAACAAUAAUAAAGAGGGCCGUCAUUUUACUGAGGAUCAUGGGCCUGCUUGCAGAGUUGAAGACUGGGUUUCAAGUGAUGAUGAUGGUCCCCUGAACAAUGAGGGUAAUAGGGCUAAUAUAUGUGAGACUGAUGUGGAAGAGAGGAAUGAAGACAAUGAAGAAGAAGACAAGGAAGAUAACCUUGAUUUUGUUGACAGUGCUUAUGAGCAAAUUGAAGACCCAAAUGCCCCUGUAGAUGAAGAUGAGGAGUCAACUGAUGUAGCUAAAAGUGAUAUUCAGAGCUUGACUAGUAGCUCGUGUGAUGAGGAUGAUGGGAAGCAAAAGAAAAGGAAGAGGAAAUUGCCUAUUUUCAAGAAUUUAGGCCUGAAAUAG